AUGACUGAAAAAACAGAUGCAGAAUGCGAAGAAGCCUUGCGGUCUUUUGCUCGAAUAACUGGUACCGAUGAAGCCUGCGCACAUUUUUUUCUCCAGGAUGUGAAUUGGAAUUUGCAGGACGCUUUAGAUGCUUUUCAUGAAGCCGCUAAGGACAUUCCCGAAAUGAAGAACAGUCUCCCCAAGAAUCCAAGCACCUCUACGGGCCCCAGCUCCUCGCAAGCAAAGAGUACAGCAUCGACCUUUACUCUUAUGUCGUGGAAUGUUGACGGUCUUGACAGUGCCAAUUUAAAAACCCGAUUUACUGCAGUGUGUUACAUAAUUUCACAGUAUUUAAGGAUUAGCCCUGAUGUGGUAUUUCUCCAGGAGAUAACUCCUCCGCUCUCAAAGUUGCUGAGGGAAAAUCUUGGUGGGGAGUACAGUGUCCUUUUAGCUUCUCCUAACCAGGAAUACUUUACUGGAAUCUUACUGAAGCCAACUGUCGAUUAUGUUAGUCACGCAUGUGUUCCUUACGCACAUACUUCGAUGGGUCGUUCCAUGGAAACUCGCAUAUUUCAGGCGUAUAUUGGAGGGAAGAAGUUGCGACUCUUAAAUACUCAUCUUGAAAGUGGUGCGGAUUUUAGCGAUACAAGAACGAUACAGUUGAAGGAAUGUUUUGAUCAGUUAUCAUGUUGGGAUGAUGGCGAAACAUUUGUUGUGUUUGGUGGUGAUCUUAACUUACGUGACAAAGAGGUCAAAGACAUUCCCGAAGGAUUUCAAGAUGCGUGGGUAUCUAGCGGUUCUAAUAAGAAUAUGAAGUUUACGUGGGACACAUUAAAGAAUGAUAACAAAUCAGUCCCUCCAGGUCCUAGAUGCCGUUUUGACAGGAUUUUUUACAAGUGCAAUGGAGCGUUCUCGUCGGUUGAUUUUGCUCUAGAAGGAAAGAAAAGGAUUCGGUCAAGUCUAUGUUUUCCAAGUGACCACUGGGGCAUUGUUGUCACGUUCUACUAA
This is a messenger RNA of Enterobius vermicularis (human pinworm), 987 nucleotides long. The record is from the annotation of a GenBank genome assembly. NCBI's taxonomy places the organism in Eukaryota, Metazoa, Nematoda, Chromadorea, Rhabditida, Oxyuridae.